Xiphias gladius (swordfish) is the source of this 1836-nucleotide messenger RNA. RefSeq lists its product as uncharacterized. NCBI's taxonomy places the organism in Eukaryota, Metazoa, Chordata, Actinopteri, Istiophoriformes, Xiphiidae. The transcript has 6 exons. The record is from RefSeq and is a predicted model, not a curated record. The coding region runs from base 158 to 1243 and encodes 361 amino acids.
CGGAAGGUGGGACGUGUCCGAACGUGGCGGAGGUACGUGGGCCGGCGCGCGCACGUCGGGGUGUGCGGAGCCGACUUAUUUUUAAGGCGGCCAGCGGCGAGACACGCACAUUCGGUGACUUCCCGAAAACUCCCGCGGACCGGUGAAGGCGACCAGAAUGGAAAUGCAGACGGAAAAACAAAGGCCCAAUAACGGCCAGUUGAUUUCGGUGCCUCACAAGGAUACAAUCCGUCUGCUGGAGGUUUACGUCAAGCGCAGCCUCAGCCUGAACGAUGGGGCUCUGGGGGAAGAGAGGUCUGGGAGGAAAGAAAAGUGGGUGACAAAAAAGCCGAGACGACAUUCCAGUGACCCUUCCCUUCACCUGGCCGAGGGAUUGGACGACAGGGAAACUGGUGUAUUUUCUGCGUUCGAACCUCCCGCAAAUCAGCCUGAAACAUGUCCUGAGGAAUCAGAGAAGCCGGCCAAAAAAUCAAGGAAGAACAAGAAACAGUCAUUUUGGAAAGAUAUAUUAAGCUUUUUCUCUCGCAAGAGUAAUGAGGACAAAGAUGAAGAGCAGGCCAGUCCUUCAGAGACGCCAAAGGACUCCACGGCAGAAGUGGCCUCUGAUGCUGCCACCGCCUGCCUGCCCGCAACUCCAGUCACUUCGCAAAAGAAGAAGUCCAUGAGAAGAAAGUCCUUAAAAAGAAGAUUCUCCAAAAGGCGGCUGUCUCUGAUAAAACCAAACAAACCCGGUAAAGAUCUCAUCCCUGCUGACAUCACUGAUAUUGAAGCUGUUAUCAGGGUGGAACCGACAUACUCGUACUAUGAGAAAGUGUCAGAGGAAAUGGAAAAAAUUGUCCACGAGGUCAAAGAAAACGAGGAAGUUAAACGUCUCUCAGAUGAGGAAGUAAUCAACAGGAUCAUUGCUUUGACAAAGGAGCAGGGUGACGCCAUAGAUGACAAGCUGAGAGAUAACCCCACCCUGAGCAGCUUCUUCCAGCGGAUGACGUACUCUUCCUUCCAGAAGCUGGCUGAUGCCUAUCUCGAAAAAGAGGCGUCGCCGAGCCAAAGUCGUCCCACCGUCCCACCGACAGCACCCGAGCUGGUCAAGCUGGCCUUUACGCUCGACUUUACAGCCAGGAUAGCCGGGCUCUCCAUGCAGAAUUUAGGUCACAUUACAGGCCUGGGGAACCGUUAUCUACGGGACCGAUUUGAAUACCAACAGGCAUGUACAGAUCAUCCAUGGUCCGACAGUGAUGACUGAAACACGGCCAUGCGAAAGCAACACCACUGCUCCAAGGGAAACCUUUACUGUUCAUAUUUUCUCAGCGCCAGAUGUGGUUAAGGAGGUUUUGCAAGCACAAGUUCCCUUUUAAAAACAUUUGUUUUUAAGAGCAGAAGAGCUACAACUUCUUAGUCCGUGUACAAGCUCAAAAUAUUUCAUUUUUAAACUGAAACUGUUUGCAACACAGUGUUUACUAAAAAAAAAACUGUUGAAUGGCUUUGGUAGACUUGAGUCUGUGCUUCGCAUCGAAGAUCAGAUUGAAAUGUCUUAAAUCAUGUUGCAGUAUUUCAGAAUCACAUACUUCUACUUAUGACACUACAAAUAUGAUGCUCUUUUGACAAAUCCAACAUUGAAUAAGAUACUUUCUGUACAUUGAUUUGUGAUAAUAGGAAAGAGCAGUGCAAUAACCUUUGAGAUAUAAUAUAGAAGCUAGACAACUCUGUGCAAUAUGUUUUUUACAUUUCUAGGAUUUAAAAUGUUAUUUAAAAGAAGCUCAACUAAAAUGUGAAAUGAUUGUUGAUAUGAGUGCUGGCAUUCAUAUUACAUACUCAAAUAAAAGAUAUUUAAUUUAA